UGGCUACAGGAGCCCGAGUUUCAGAGAAUGUCGGCUUUGCGGCUAGCAGCCCUGAGCAACUGCUCUGCCGAGAGCGGAGGCGAGCCGGAAGCCAUGCUGGAUAUCCACCACCCAGGAACCGGUCUCGAGUCUCAUCACCAACAGUUUCACAACUCAUAUGCUGCACAGAUUCCACAACGCGGAGCAUGCAAGAGGAAAGACGAGAUGGCGAACCAGGCAGAACACCAACAGCCCGCCCCCAAGAAACCGCGCCUGGUUUUCACAGACCUUCAGCGCCGUACUCUACAGGCUAUUUUUAAAGAGACGAAGAGGCCGUCGAAAGAGAUGCAGGUGACAAUCGCUAGGCAGCUGGGCCUGGAGCCGACCACGGUCGGCAACUUCUUCAUGAACGCUCGACGCCGCUCCAUGGACAAGUGGAAGGACGAGGAUCCGAAGACCGUCGCGGUCGAGGAGGGGCAGCUAUCGCCCACGAUAGGUAUCGGGCAACGGCAACCAAGCGACGUUUUGUGACACACGUCCGACCACGAGGAGUACCACGACGAGUCGCCCGAGGAAGACCUCCCCUUCUCGUAAGGGGGUCGCGGAUUUCGCGCGCGACGCGGCGAUUAUCACCA
Apis dorsata (giant honeybee) is the source of this 614-nucleotide messenger RNA. RefSeq names its product homeobox protein onecut. NCBI's taxonomy places the organism in Eukaryota, Metazoa, Arthropoda, Insecta, Hymenoptera, Apidae. Gene Ontology annotation, biological process: regulation of transcription by RNA polymerase II. The transcript is spliced from 5 exons. The record is from RefSeq and is a predicted model, not a curated record. Gene Ontology annotation, molecular function: RNA polymerase II cis-regulatory region sequence-specific DNA binding; DNA-binding transcription factor activity, RNA polymerase II-specific. Gene Ontology annotation, cellular component: nucleus. Bases 28 to 510 code for a protein of 160 amino acids.